AUGCAAAUCAAUGCGGCACAGGCCCCGCAGUGGUUGCUUUUCCUGAUCAUCUGCCUGCUUGCUGCAAUAGCGUGUGUGGAAGGGUGUCAGGAUAAGGAGGCAGAUAUUGGCUGUAGGGCUGGGGCCAAUCGCCACCUACUUGUCCGCACUGAGGGCAACAUAACACUGUCAGAGGCUGAAGAUGCUCUGAGAGGCUAUGGUGUCAACAGUUUCGGCCCCAUUGUGUACAUGGCAAGGACCCCAACCUGCCCUGUGGCAGAGCUUCCAGCCAGUGCCGCUGGCCAGCUGUUCACUUUCUGCAAAGCGGAUGGCGACAAGAGGGCCUGUCAGCCUGAAGGCAAGAAUGGUAUCACGACACCACUGUUUCAAUUCACAUGCAUAAAUCACACCUGCAUCGAAACUUUGAAUAUUGCCGUGUCAGCUUGUGUGCUGAACAAGACCUUUAACGUGCCAUUAGUGAGCACUGCCAACUCAGACUGCCAGUUCAGUGAGAUGGUGGCUCCGAUGAGUGACGGCUCGACGCCAUUCACACCAGAGUUCCUGCAGCCUGUUGGCAACUCCAGGAGCUUGAUCGACUGCAUUCUGGGGGUGCCCACGGGGACCAGGAUCUUCAACACGCUAUCAUGCACUGAUGGCUUUUUUCGGAUGGCGACGGUCGUGCCACUUGGGGGCAAAGAAUUUGUGCCCCAGGGUGUGCCAUUUCGAUGUGUCUGGGAUGGGCGCUGCCGUGAGCAUGAGGGGUGCUGUGAAGGGGAUGCCCUCUUUGAGGGGACGCUUGUUUGCUAUCUUGAGCAACAUGGGGGCGUUGUGCUCACUGGUUCCUCAGGAAUUCGGAGACUACAUUGGGGCCUGCCAUUGUUGGCUGGUUUCCUUGGCAGCCUGCUUGACUAG
Molecule: messenger RNA, 891 nt
Organism: Ostreobium quekettii
Lineage: Eukaryota; Viridiplantae; Chlorophyta; Ulvophyceae; Bryopsidales; Ostreobiaceae
Source: the annotation of a GenBank genome assembly